Brienomyrus brachyistius is the source of this 3232-nucleotide messenger RNA. Its product is annotated as interferon-induced protein with tetratricopeptide repeats 1B-like. The transcript has 2 exons. NCBI's taxonomy places the organism in Eukaryota, Metazoa, Chordata, Actinopteri, Osteoglossiformes, Mormyridae. The coding region runs from base 528 to 1964 and encodes 478 amino acids. Gene Ontology annotation, biological process: defense response to virus. Gene Ontology annotation, cellular component: cytosol. Gene Ontology annotation, molecular function: protein binding. The record is from RefSeq and is a predicted model, not a curated record.
CCCAGAGCCUGCGGUGCUUCUCCACAAUACCUACCCCGAAAAACAUUUUACUGAAUAUCAGCGUCUUCAGGUUUUAGCAGCAAAUAAUGUAGCCUCAGCGCGGCUUUUGAAGCUAUAUACAUAUAUCCUGCCAAUAUCUUAAUUUCUUUGACCUAACUAUAUACAGUAGCUUUGUCCGUCUUCAGUGUGUUCGUAAAACAAAAUCUUUUGAAUUGGCAGGCUGCAUGGUCUGAAUAUAAAAUAAGUAGUACAUUUAUAGACUGCUGUAAAUAUAGCAUUCCUCAAAUGCUACGGCAAAUCUUAUAGCACAUUUCGUUGAAUAAAUCCCACUUCAAAGGAAACGAAACUUGUUCCGUUACUUUCGUUUUUGCAGAAAGCGAAAGACAAUGUUUGCUUUAUUUUCAAAGCGGCAGCGUCGUACUGACUCGUGCGUCAAGUAAGACCGACAGCGUUUUGUCAGACCGAAAAGGACGUUAUCAACGACACACCGAAGUCGGGUUUUACACUAACAGCUUUAUCUUGCUGCAAUGGCGUUGAACCAGGAAACUGCACUAAGAGGAAAACUUAUUCAGCUUCAGUGCCACUUCACCUGGGCUCUCCGGAAAGAGGACACUGAUCUCAGUGACUUGCAAAAUAGACUGGAGGAUGAUGUCAGUUUCAGUUCAGCUGAUCAAGCCGGGGACAAACACUUAUUCAGCUUUUUGGCUUUUCUGAACUAUUUGCAAGACCAGCCAGAAGAAGCACUUGCUAACUUGGCAAAGGCUGAAGACCACAUUCGUAAACACAACAAAGAAUGUGAGAAAAUGCUCAUUGUAACAUAUGGAAACUUUGCAUGGCUGUACUACCACUUGAACGACCAUGCAAAAUCUAUGAGUUAUCUGGAGAAGGUGGAAGAUAUUAAGCAGCGAUUUCCAACACAGUCUCCUACUGCUUUUCAUGCGGAAGUCUACGGAGAGAUGGGAUGGACCUUCCUCAUGUAUUCUAGGAUAUACCACGAGAAAGCUAAAGAGUGCUUUGAGAAAGCCUUGAAAGAGUAUCCAGACAAUCCUGACUGGAACUGUGGUUAUGCUACAGCGCUGUACCGGGUUGAAUCUGAGAGCAACACAACUGCAGAUUCACCAGCUGGUAAACAGCUAAGGCGUGCCUUAGAGCUGAGCCCUGGGGAUUCUUAUAUCAUGGCGCUUUUGGGUCUAAAACUAGCUGAAUCUGGGAGAUUGAAUGAAGCAGAGGAAUUGAUUAAAAGAGCUCUCAUGAUUUCACCAGACAAACCCCACAUCAUACGUUAUGUGGCAAAGUUUUUCAGAGAACAUGGAUCUAUGGAUAAGGCCAUAGACCUUUUGAAGCUUGCCCUUGAAGAAACACCCAAUUCAGCCUUUCUUCAUCAUCAAAUUGCAGUCUGCUAUAGGAAUAAAAGAAUCAACUUGUGCAGAAAUGGAGGGAAAAACAAUAGAGAAGAGGUUGAACACCUUCUCCUCCUUGCGAUGCAUCAUUUUCAGAUGGCCAUUGAGAUGAGGCCCUCCUUCCUUAUUGCCAUGAUAGAUCUAGCUCUUCUACAUGCAGAGAAGGGUAAUUUCACCAAAGCAGAGGAGCUGUUUCAGGAAGCAUUUCAGGUGGCCAGAGCGAAAAAUCUCAACCUGCAAGAUGUUCAUAAAAGUUAUGGUAACUUCCAGCUGUAUCACAAGAGAUCAGCGUCUCUGGCCAUAGAGCAUUUCAUGAAAGGGUGUCAAAUUCGGAAAGAUAACAGAACAGGGGAGCAGUGUGUUCAGAAAUUGGAAAUGAUAGCAAAGUGGCGCAUUGACAGGAAUCCGAGUGAUGGGGAAGCUUUUGGGAUUCUGGGAUAUGUUAAUAAGCUAAGGGGUGACAAGCUUCAAGCCAUAGAGUGCUAUGAGAAAGCUCUUUUACAUAGCCCAGGGAACGGUGAGUUUCUCACAGCUCUCUGUGAGCUUCGGCUUUCUCUGCACUAGUCGCUGGCCAUGUUUACCACUACCUGUGCUCACUUUCUGUAACUCUUUGCACAAGACCUCCAUACUAGGCACCAUUAUAUAUUCUCUCCUCAUUUGCAUAUCUCACAGCACUCAAGGUCAUCUGAAGCAUUGUUAAACCUCAUCAAAUAAAGCCUCAAGUUCCUCACACAGCCAGUCUUGGGCUCCGUCCUCCAAGCUAAGACUGUAAGUCCACAAACGGUUUUUACACAGCAGUGAAUAUGGGUGACAAUUAGCAAAAUUUUAAAUGCAAAGGAGCCUCUCUUGAAGUCGAAGGUCAAAAAGACGAUCGCUGAAAUCUAAAGGUGCUCAAGGCCUGGGAAACCUGCACAUUUCCUGAAAUCAGCGCAACAGUGAAGACAAUUGAAUGUUGUGAUACGUUUAUCAAGUAAAAACUAAGAAUGUUCCCGGGAGUGUUCAUCAUUAGAUAUCACAGACCUGUAGCAGCCAGUAAUGUAAUAACUGCCAAUACUGUAACUGCUAAUACCAUAAUAGUGUUUCUAUUCUUGAUAUAAUAAAGGUCAAUAAUGUUACAACUAGCCAUUAAUGUAAUACGUUUUCUGAGAUAUAUAACACAAUAACCAUUUUCCAAUAUUGGUCACUUAUUACAUUCUCGCCUUUUGUUACAUUAAGAACUGAGAAAUUAAUUGUUAUUGGCAUAUUAUUACAUUAUUGGUAGUUAUCGCUGAAUAUAUGCAUUUUAUUUUUUACUAUACAAUAGAUGGAAUAUGCCCAUUCUCUGUCUACCGAUAGCGUUUCACAGGACCAAUGAUAGGAUGUUUUAUGAAGUUGUUUAACUUGCAUCUCCAUUGGAUGUCAGAAGCAUCAAUCAAAGCCAAGCAUUUCCCGCCUCUUAUUUGGAGAAGCGUCCACUAAUUUUCCUCAGCUAAUAACUGUCACUUGAAGUCAGAAGAAAGUGUUCUUCGCAGUUUGUUUGGGUCAGAUGCAGCUGUCAAGGUAAAGUAACACCCUAAGCUUCUUGUCUGAAAACAGUAUUUAUGUUUGUACUAGUUAACAUAUGUAUUUAGGAUGGUUGUUUGCAUGGAAGACUUUAUAUGGCUAAUUUUAACAACAACAUUCAUAGCUAAAUAAAAUAGUAAGACAAGGCUCUGGUUAGAUCCAAAUAUUUAUACUAGCCAUGGAUGACAUAAGCAAAAUAAAUGUACAUCAUUAUAAUGCAUGAUAAUGAAACCAUGUACCGUAUUUGCUGUGAACAAUCCCUGCAAGUCCAUUAAAAGCAUUAAACUGUU